UUAUCAGAAAGAUGGCGCGCCUACAAUUAAGAGCAGGUCUUCUUUUGAUAUCCGGACUUGUCGCGGUGACGGUUACCGGAAAGAAACCGGGAGGAAAGAAUGGGAAUUUCCUGAACAAGAUCGCGAGAGUGUCCGCUGCAACAACAGCUGCUUUAGCGUCCGCACCUUCAUCUGUCCAAGCGCAAGAACAGGUGACUUCGAAAGGAGAAUAUUAUGGAGAGCACGGAGAGGCAGCAGACGUGUAUCGCGAUAAUGAUGAUAUCUACAGCGUUCAUGGCACUGUCGCCGUGAGUACCAAACCGUUCGCUUCCGCCCCGUUUGCAACAACAUCACUGCCGCCUUCGUCAUCGCAUUCCGGUAGUAACUUAGGAUUAUCACAAACAAAUGAAUUGGAGUACCGCGAGUGGCAUGACCCGGAUGUGGGCCACCACGUUACAGAUUUGUAUGAUGUACGUGAGUCCUCGCGUCAUAUAGUGAACGAAAUACUCGAGAUACCUGACCACGACGAACAUGAAUACAACCUUCACGGGGACGAACAAGAUGAGCACUCGCUUGUGCACUUAGUGGCGGGCGAUAUUCAGAAGAUAGUAGGGGGGUUCAACUUCAUAACCGCAAUUGGCAGCGCCGUUAGAGGGUAUUCAAUACUUGCUCCUCUUGAACAAGAUCACAGUCUUGACAAGGACGAGGACUCUGUAAAAACUAGAACCAAAGGAUCAGCGAGCUACGAAUAUGGUGCGACAGAAACUGGGUUUUCAGAGGAGCAUUACCUUCCUCUCACUAUGUAUCCGGUGCCGUGGAGGGAUGCGUACAAGAGAGGCGAAAAUGUGUCUCUACAUUAUCCGCGGCUCAAGUACUGCAUGCAAAGCAAACUCCAACGACAGGCGAAAGCCACUAGCGGAAUAUUUAACAACUUCGAGGAUUUGAGAAGUUUCCUGCGUACGCUCUUCGAUAGUAUUUGCAACAUCUUCCUUCUUGACGGCGAGCACAGAGACGUGGACAAAGCAGAUGGAGAGCCGCUUUCUUCGUUCCUGGAUGGGAGCGCCUCGGACUCCUACCCGUUCUGGUACUCGCCCACGGCGGAUAUCGAAAACGGAAGAAUGAAUGGCGGCGAAUCUAUCGCGAAGCCUUGCAGCGCCGACCUUGAUUUUUCAGAGGAGAAAGAAGUAGUUGUUGGUGAAGAGAGAGAAGCACAGUUUGGAUACUCUACGUCGACUAAAUUGCGGUUGCUGGGUGCCUACGCUGUGUGUCAAUUCGAGCUGCUUGAGCAGUUUGUGAUUGAAUUCGAGGACAUUGUUGCGCCCUUACAGCCGGGGGAAGCGAAAAGUGACGCUUUUGGACAGAAAGUCGAAGUCAAGGAAGACCGAGAAAAAGUACUGGCUCUCAUUACUGAGCCUGAUGAUUCGAUGCCAGAAGGAGCUUUGUCAUACCGUCCAGAUGAGUUGGAGGCAACUGACGGAGCGAUCGCAGGCGCACUUCAGUCAUUUGCAAAUUACCACGGACGUUUCCAUAGCAAAGAGCGGGUCAGAGAGGAAAUUAUCGGGAGAGGCGCAGCGAGAAAUAUCUUGGAGCCGCUACGGUUUUGGGCUACGCUGUGUCCGACUGUGAAAUACCACCUUCUGUCGAAACAGUUACAAGGAAAAUUCAGCGAAGCAAGGUCGAGACUGGACUACCUGACGAUCCGAUACUUGUAAACUUCUGAUGAAUGCUUCUUGGAUUAGAGGGGUUGUUCUUGUAGCUUUGUUUUCUAUUACUUUUUCAACGUCAACAAGUCGUAAUGUAUUAGUUGUUAUGUAAUGCGCUAGUUUCUGAAUUUACCUGAGUUGCUUCGGGACGGGCUCUGGUUCGCAAGGAAGAAGAUGUUACCUGAAUAUCCAAAAGAUUUUAGAAGCACUGGAAAACGGCUCUUUAGCUAGGAUCAUCACAGGAGCACGCACACGAUAAGUGGAAAAUAGCGCGCAACAAAGUGAAUUACACUUGAAAAAUGAAGACUUUUUUGAUUCGCACAGACUCUACUAGGUUUGACAUCCCCCCGAUUUACUCCCACCACAAGUAAAGGUAUCGAUCUGGAAGUUGGGCCUUCCAACUGGAUCAGCAGCGCUUGCGCCUCCUGCAUCUUAGAUGAACAAGUCGGUUAU
This is a messenger RNA of Amoebophrya sp. A25, 2135 nucleotides long. The record is from the annotation of a GenBank genome assembly. Lineage: Eukaryota; Dinophyceae; Syndiniales; Amoebophryaceae.